This is a messenger RNA of Melopsittacus undulatus (budgerigar), 2151 nucleotides long. RefSeq names its product transcription factor B1, mitochondrial (gene TFB1M). Gene Ontology annotation, cellular component: mitochondrial matrix. The record is from RefSeq and is a predicted model, not a curated record. The transcript has 8 exons. Gene Ontology annotation, biological process: rRNA methylation; transcription initiation at mitochondrial promoter. The coding region runs from base 414 to 1457 and encodes 347 amino acids. NCBI's taxonomy places the organism in Eukaryota, Metazoa, Chordata, Aves, Psittaciformes, Psittaculidae. Gene Ontology annotation, molecular function: rRNA (adenine-N6,N6-)-dimethyltransferase activity; mitochondrial transcription factor activity.
UGUGGGGCGGAACAGGGAUUCAGCUUCCUACGAGGGGCUCUGCCCCAGGCGGAGCGGCUUGUGCUCCAUGCGCUGUCCCCGGCCUAUCAGCAGCUGCCAAUGGCGUCUGCACUUGGAGGCUCGCCUUCUCCUGCAGUCUAGUCCUGCUGCUCCACGGCUUUGCUGCUAUCGGUUACUGUCGUGAGGCCGCUAAGAGCUAAAGUGCGCUUGGCGGCCGCUCCUCGGACAGGCUGCUGGGUGUUGGGCUGCAGCGUUGUGAGGCAGGCCCUGCUACUGUAGGGGGGGUCGUUCGGUGCUGGAGCUUGUUGGUCCCAGGGUCUGUAAUGGCGAGGUCAAGGGUGCCAGGUGCAGGUAGAGGAAGGUGAAACAUUUGGACCUGUCAUCCUCAAAGAGGAAGGGGCAAAAGUUGUCGUAUGGCUGCUCCAGGAAAGGCGGCAGCUUUCCGUCUGCCUCCCCUGCCAACUAUUGGAGAGAUUAUUAAACUCUAUCGCCUUAAAGCACAGAAACAACUUUCCCAGAAUUUUCUACUGGAUUUGCGACUGACAGACAAGAUAGUGAAACACGCUGGCAAUCUGAAAAAUGCCCAUGUUUGUGAAGUGGGCCCCGGGCCAGGAGGGAUUACCAGAUCCAUUCUCAGUGCUGGUGUUGAACAACUCCUUUUAAUUGAAAAAGAUGCCAGAUUUAUUCCAGGAUUACAGUUGUUAUCUGAAGCAGCUCCAGGAAAAGUGCGCAUUGUUCAUGGAGAUAUCCUGACAUACAAGAUGGAGAAGGCUUUUCCAAAGCACUUAAAAAAGAACUGGGAUGAUGAGCCACCAGGUAUACAUAUCAUUGGGAAUCUCCCCUUCAGUGUUUCAACUCCUCUAAUCAUCAAAUGGCUUGAAAAUGUUUCCAAAAAGGAUGGACCUUUUAUUUAUGGCAGGACACAGAUGACAUUGACUUUUCAGAAGGAAGUUGCAGAGAGGCUUACAGCUAAUCCAGGAGGUAAGCAGCGUAGCAGGCUGUCCAUCAUGGCUCAGCAUCUCUGCACUGUUGAAAACUGUUUCGUGAUUCCAGGUGAAGCUUUUGUUCCAAAGCCAGAGGUGGAUGUAGCUGUGGUGCAUUUCACUCCACUGGUGCAACCAAAGAUAGAACAGCCGUUUGAACUCGUAGAAAAAGUGGUUCAAAGUGUUUUUCAGUUUAGAAGAAAAUACUGCUUCCGUGGACUUGAGAUCUUGUUUCCUGAAAGUGGACGUUUGAAAAGAACAGAGCAGCUGAUGAUGACAGCAAAUGUUGAUCCAACUCUGCGUCCUUUUCAGCUCUCCAUGUCACAAUUUAGAAAUCUGUGCAAUACAUACAGGAAAAUGUGUGAUGAAGACCCUAGCCUUUUUGUGUACAAUUAUAGAGAAGAACUAAAGAAAAAGAAGACAAGAAAAUUACUUAAAAGUACUGAAGAGACUGCGGAGGAAAAUGAGCUGUAACAGCUGUAAUUGCAGCAGACUGAUUUUUUUAUUAAUUUUAACUCCUUAAUCUAAAGGUGUUGAUUCACUAAAAGGAGGCUUAUAUAUUCCUACAUCUCUGCAGGGUUGGAAGAAUUACUUUUGAGAAAAUGGUGGAGAGAAAGCUCUUUCCCAUUUUAUUUAUUCGUUCCAUUCAGCUGCAGACAAAAGUGAAAAGACAGUCCAGUUACAAGGUGCCUACAGGUUUUUUUUACUUAAGGGGAAUGGCUAGAACACAUACCAAGAACAAGGUAUGUUGUAAGACAUGUACUUAAGUUAGGAUACUUCUGAAAUAACGGAGUUCUGUAUGAACGAAAGUGCAUUAUUAAAAUGUAAGAAAAAAUACUUUUCAUACUUCAGCAGAUAAACAGUAUUUGGUGUUUUGUGCUCUUUUUAUCAUGGAACAGCCUACUGUGCAUGGUAACAGACAAACAAAAGCCAAAAAUCCUGUAUAAAUAUACUCAAGUGAUGGGCUUACAUGAGGGUAAAGUGCACGGAUUGUCUCAGGGUCUGGUAAUACUCUCCUCAUUUAUGCAAAAGCAAAGAAUUUAAGAUUUAAAGCUCCAACUAGGGAAAAGCAGCAGGAUAAAAAGUAGAGAACAUGGCUAAGUACAAUACUUAUGUCUUUUACUGUACAGGCUGGUAUAGAAAAUAAAAAAUACAGUCAAAUAAAAGA